Messenger RNA from Oncorhynchus gorbuscha (pink salmon), 1784 nucleotides. RefSeq names its product claudin-4-like. Gene Ontology annotation, molecular function: structural molecule activity. Gene Ontology annotation, cellular component: plasma membrane; bicellular tight junction. The record is from RefSeq and is a predicted model, not a curated record. NCBI's taxonomy places the organism in Eukaryota, Metazoa, Chordata, Actinopteri, Salmoniformes, Salmonidae. Gene Ontology annotation, biological process: bicellular tight junction assembly; cell adhesion. Bases 113 to 799 code for a protein of 228 amino acids. The transcript has a single exon.
CUAGACACACACACAAGCACAUACUCACACAGACACCCACCCUGCUGUGCCUGCAGCUGGUUAAACCCUGCUGUUAGGCCUCUUCCUGUGAGGAGCUAAGCUCAGCUCAGUCAUGAAGCGGCAGUUGGAGCUAGCGGCAUUGGGCCUGGGCAUUACAGGCUGGCUGUGCGCCAUCCUCACCCGCUGCCUGCCCCUGUGGAAAGUCAGUGGCACUCUGGACAACUCCACAGCCACGCUGCCAGCAUACUGGGAUGGGGUGUGGCUGGAAUGGGACCACUGGGACCUCAACCAUGACGGUAGCCUCCACUGCUCCUUCUACCAGUCUUUGUUAUCCCUCUCUGGAAACUUCCAAACAUGGAGAAGCUUGAUCAUGGCUUCUAUAGGUGCUGGAGCUUUUGCUGUGGUCAUCAGUAUCAUUGGAGAGGUGUGGUUUCCGAAGAGGAAUCAGGUGAAAGUUGUCUCCGGUGUGGUGUUUGUGCUGUCUGGAAUACUGCUGCUUGUCCCUGUCGCUUGGACCUGCCACCACACUAAUGAGCCACUGGAGGGCGCUGUGGUGCUGAGGAGAGACUGGGGAGCUGCACUGUACAUAGGAUGGAUCUCCUUCUCUCUGACGGUAGUAGGGGGAGGGUUUCUCAGUACUAGAUGCCUCACGUUCCAGCAGCAGGAUGAGUCAGAAAGAGGGAGUUACCCUCCAGGUUAUCCUGUGGCAGAGCAGGAGCCAACCAACCCCCUGGAUACUAUCCACAGGACUGCUUUUAGACACAGCCAGUAUGCUCGGGCAACAACACAGCCUUCAUGAGAAGGGCCUUGAGUGAGGAACCUUCCACCUAUGAAUUAUUCUUCUGUGAAAUUCUACCUAAAUUGCAUGUGUACUAGGUAUGAAUGGAUUUCUAGGUACUAUAGACAAUGUUAGAAGUCAUUCUUCUACUGCAAUGAAGCACUUUGAAAGAUGUUGAAGAAUUUAUAAUAGGGGUAAAGGAGUAGCACCAUGGAGAGUUAAUUGCGCUUUCAACUGUAAUAAUUGGGUCUGAAAUGUUGUCAACUUGCUUAAUUUUUGUAUUGGUGGUGAGGGUUAAGCAUCUAAGUGUUACAUUGCCUUCAGAAAGUAUUCACACCCCUUGACUUUUUCCACAAUUUGUUGUGCUACAGCCUGAAUUAAACAAUUAUUACAUUUAGAUUUUGUGUCACUGGCCUACACACAAUGCCCCAUAUGUCAAAGUGGAAUUAAGUUUUUUAUAAAUUGAUAAGAAAUGAAAAGCUGAAACGUUUUGAGUCAAUACGUAUUCAACCUGUGUUACGGCAAGCCUAAAUACGUUCAGAAGUACACAUUUGGUUAACAAGUCACAUGAGCUGCAUGGACUAGUGUUUAACAUGAUUUUUGAAUAACUACCUCAUCUCUGUACCCCACACAUCUCUGCCCCAAUUAUUUGUAAGGGCCCUCAAUUGAGUAGUGAAUUUCAAACACAGAUUCAACCACCAAGACAAGGGAGGUUUUCCAAUGCCUAGUAAUGAAGGGCACCUAUUGGUAAAUGGGUCAAAAAUAAAGCAGACACUGAAUAUCUCUUUGAGAAUGGUGAAGUUAUUCAUUGAAUUUGGAUGGUGUAUCAAUACACACAGUCACUACAAAGAUACAGGCAUCCUUCAUAACUCAGAUUCCGUAGAGGAAAGAAACCGCUCAGGGAUUUCACGAGGGCAAUGGUGACUUUAAAACAAUUACAGUUUAAUGGCUGUGAUAGGAGAACUGAGGAUGGAUCAACAACAUUGUAGUUACUCCACAAUACUAA